AUGGCAGCGCCGUGCAGCCUUGCGCAGGCGAGGGUUGCCGCAGACUCUCGACCUCCUCGCCACCAACGCCACGUUGCCCCAGUGCGGCCGCGUGGAACUCCGCAUCGAGGCGGGUGCUGUGCGCUCGGCCGCGACGGGCAAGAACUCCUUGGGCCACACCACCCUCGAGCUCCCGAACGCGUGCCCCGUAUUCCAGGAGGCCAACAGGAAAGCGAGUGCUGGCUGGUGCGGGACGCCGCGAUCCGGCGCAGGGGCGCGGACAACGACAACCUGGAGGCCGACCUGGCGUCGCAGGGCCUCGCCCUCCGCGGGGUGGAGCGCGCGGACGAGCUCUGGGCCAGGCUCGCGGCGCGCACCUUCAUGCCGGCAUGCGUUGUCUUCCCUGGCCUCGUGCUCAACAGCACCGUCGCGGGGCUGCACACCAACGCCCUGUUUGAGUACGUCAGGCUGGGAGGCCAGCUGUAUUUCGUGGGGGGCAGGGCCAGCGUCCAGGCGCUGCAGGACGGGGAUGUCUGUGGGCUGAAGAUGACGCCCGGCGUCUCCGGCAACCACCAGCUCCUCGCCAAGGAGUUGCCCUUCGAGGUCUCCAGCGAUACUGGUUCGGGUACUGGCCACUGCCUCAGGGGUGUCGACCAGUUCGCCCAGUUCCUGCAGCUCCGACAUCUCCGUCGCACCGUCUUCCCCGAGAGCACGUUCUUUGGCAGCACGCUGGUGUACAAUGUCUGCAACGGCGUGAUCCUCGAGCUCAGCUCCCCCAGAAACCGAAACGCUGCAACAACUAACAACUUGUACGACCACAUCACCGGCGUCAGGAUCAAAGGGGAGGUGGGCCGGGAGGAUGGGGAUGUCUUUCGCCGCAUCCCCUUGCACGCCUGUUCGACCAUUGGGCUUGUGCUGUCCGAGACCGCACUGGACGCCGUGCCGAAGGUAGGGGAGCUUUGCCACCUCGUCUCCAAGGACCAGUACGCGCCCCCUGUUGGCCUACGGCUCAUGUUCCGCAGCACCGAUGAAGCUCGCAGGGUUCAUGCCGCUCCCCAUAGGCAGACAUCCCGCGCAGGUGCGGACAGGGUCGCCAUCGAGAUCCCGAGCACCCCUGUGCAACUGGGGCCCCUGCCGGGAAACGGAAGGCGGCAGCUGAUCGAGACACUGGCGGCUGCCGCUUAG
Prorocentrum cordatum is the source of this 1164-nucleotide messenger RNA. Lineage: Eukaryota; Dinophyceae; Prorocentrales; Prorocentraceae. The record is from the annotation of a GenBank genome assembly.